Molecule: messenger RNA, 1350 nt
Organism: Vigna unguiculata (cowpea)
Lineage: Eukaryota; Viridiplantae; Streptophyta; Magnoliopsida; Fabales; Fabaceae
Source: RefSeq, a predicted model, not a curated record
AUGGUACUCACACCACCUACCUCCACACCACACCCUACUGUGGUUCCCGCACCACCUACCUUCACAGCACACCCUACUGUGGUUCCCGCACCAGCUACCUUCACACCAAACCCUACUGUGGCUCCUGCACCACCUACCUCCACACCACAACCUUCCCAUCAAGGACCCUCCCCUGUUGUGGUUCACACUUCUUCUAGACCUUCCUCAUCCUCUAAUCCCUCUCCUGAUGUUGCUCCUACAGCAGAUGCUCCUGAUUCAGCUGCUGAUGAUGUUGACCCUCCUCUCCAUGAGCGACCGAUGAUUGAGCCUUUUAAUCGGGGGUUUGUUCCUUCUAGAGUUGCUUCUCAGGCAAUCACAAGAUCUAUUAAGCAACAGUUCCUUUCGCCUUGGCCAUCAUGGGGAGCCAUACCUCCAGAAGAGAAAGAACCUUUUUGGCAACGAUUUAAGAGAUCGGUUCAGUGGAGACCUGAGCACGAAGGUCAAAUUAAAAAAAAUUUCCACUCUAAAGCAUCUCAUAGGCUAUCUGAGAUGUUUAGAGAUGCCCGGAUUGCAGGAGAGCGCCCUUAUUGGAUUGGGGACCAUAUCUGGAAUCGAUUGCUAGAACAUUGGAAUUCUCCUUCUUAUCGCAACAAGCAAAUUACAGCCCAGAGGAAUAGAGCUUCAGAAAAGGGUGGCACCCUACACACAGGUGGUUCCAUUACCACUCAUGAGCAUGCCCUUCGUAUGGAAAAAGAGUUGGGGCGAGAGGCAUAUAUUGAUGAGGUAUUUUACCAAACUCAUCUUCGCAAGGGAUCUGGCCAGUUUGUUGAUGAAAGGUCUCGAAGAACACAUGAAGAAUUUUCAACUAGACUCUCACAGGUUAGAUCUGAGCAAGGGUCCUGUGCUGAGGCGUCAGAGCAUAAUGAUGAGGAAGACGUCAUUAGGACACAGUGUUGGGUUGAUGUUGUCGGCGGAAAAAAUAAAGGAAGACUUUAUGGCACUGGAGAACUUGGCAAAGGUUACACUGCUGGAAGAGGUAUCCACAAACAACAAGCAUCUUCUUCCAGCAAUGCUGAGGAGGCCGUGAACCGACUCACGCAACGACUAGAAGAACGUGAUCAAGCUUAUGAAAAUUUGACAAGGCAGUUUCAAAACUUCCAAAAUCUAGUCAUGGCCUUUCUACCUCCUGAUGCCCAGACCCGUCUUCAACAACAGCAGUCCAACCCAACACCGCCCCAGCAACAACCCACUCCAGUCCAACCCACACCAGUCCAACCCACACCAGUCCAGCCCACUCCAGUCCAGCCACAGAUUGAGCAACAAGAAGACCCUACAGAAGAAAAUCAUUCAGAUGAUUAUGUAGAUUAUUAG